This is a messenger RNA of Limulus polyphemus (Atlantic horseshoe crab), 1663 nucleotides long. Its product is annotated as troponin T-like. Gene Ontology annotation, molecular function: tropomyosin binding. NCBI's taxonomy places the organism in Eukaryota, Metazoa, Arthropoda, Merostomata, Xiphosura, Limulidae. Gene Ontology annotation, biological process: sarcomere organization; regulation of muscle contraction; muscle contraction. Gene Ontology annotation, cellular component: troponin complex. Bases 19 to 1164 code for a protein of 381 amino acids. The record is from RefSeq and is a predicted model, not a curated record. The transcript has 11 exons.
UCCACUUCCCAGCAGAAGAUGACUGAAGAGGCGCCAAAAGCAUCUGAAGCAGAACUCGCCAUGGAGGAGAAAAUGAGGAAGAAAAAAGAGGAGGAACAGGCUAUGUGGCAGGAGUACUUAGAACAGCGACGAAUGCAAAGACAGAAAGAAGAAGAAGAUUUAAAAAAAUUGAAGGACAGACAGGCAAGAAGGAAGACACAAAGAGCAGAAGAAGAAGCGAAGAUGAUGGAAAUGAAACGAAGACAGGAAGAAAUGAGGCAGAAAGAAGCUGAGGAGAAAAAGCAAAAAGAGGCUGAAGCAAAGAGAAAACGACUACAAGAGGCAGAAAGGAAACGACAAGCUAUGAUGGAAGCCAUGCAGAAACAGAAAAUGCAAGAACCUGUAAAACGGAAUUUUGUUAUCCAAAAGAAAGAGGGUGAUGAAGGUCCACAUGCUGCCCUUGGCCACUCUGGGUUCGAUAAGUUCAGCAAUGUCAUGUUUGCCCAAAGCGAGCUGGGAAAGACCAAGGAGCAGCUAGCCGCUGAUAAAGAACUAUGCAUGCAGUACCGUGUGAAACCGCUUGAGAUCGAAGGGUUAAGUAUAGACGAACUUCGUCAGAAGGCCAAUGAACUUUGGAAUAAAAUUUGUACUCUGGAAAGCGAUAAGUAUGACUUGGAAGAGCGUCAAAAGCGACAAGAGUACGAUCUUAAAGAAUUAAAUGAACGACAGAGACAAAUAAACAGAAAUAAAGCACUGAAAAAAGGCUUAGACCCUGAGGCCUUAACAGGAAAAUACCCGCCGAAGAUUCAGGUGGCCAGUAAAUACGAAAGAAGACUUGAUCGCAGAACAUUUAAAGACAAGAAAGAAUUGUUUGAUGGCGGUUAUGAAGCUGGUUACGAAGCUGAACUGGAGAAAUCGUGGGAAGAAAGAAUGACGACCUUCAAGGAUCGAGGAAAACCAAAACUACCAAAAUGGGAUCCAGCAGCUCCAAAGAAUAAAGAAGCUCCUGGUCGACGACACGAAGAAGAAGAAGAAGAGUUAGAUAUUACAGCACCUACCAUGUUGGGGCCAAAGCAAGAAGAGCCUGCUGCUGCCGAAGAAGAAGAAGCGGAAGAGGAGGAAGAAGAAGAAGAGGAAGAAGAAGAUGAAGAGGAAGAAGAGGAGGAGGAGGAAGAAGAAGAGUAAUUAAGAACUACAGCUAUGGUUUUUCAUAAUUUUCAGUAGUUCAAGUCGAAAUAGGCUGGAACUAGUUUAGUAGUGUUCUGUGUUUUCUUCAUCUCGUGAUGUUUGUUUUUGGCCAUCCUCUCCAACACAGCGCGUGGUCUUGGAUCUGUAGCAAAAUAGCAAAAAAUACUUCCAUUAGAAUAGUUUUGAGUUUCGUAUUUUUAAUGACGCAUUCUUAGUUCCCAUAAUUGGUUUAUAAAUUCCUCUUUUAUUGGAGUUGUGAUCUGUUUAGAAUUUGAAACGGACAAUUAUUAAGGCUUCUAAGGUUUUGUUUGUUUUUUAAGACGAAAAUAUAAAGAGUAAUUUGAGCAAAUCUGCUUUCUUAUUAAACAAAAUAAGAUGUUCAGUAUUUCACUCGGUUCUUCUACUUCCUAUGAAAGUCCACGUGAAAGUCCAGAAAGACAAAAAAAAAGUGUCACGGUUUUGUGAAACUCUUUAUGAGAAUAAAUACCAAACAUUU